Paracoccidioides brasiliensis Pb18 is the source of this 270-nucleotide messenger RNA. RefSeq lists its product as uncharacterized. The transcript has a single exon. Bases 1 to 270 code for a protein of 89 amino acids. The record is from RefSeq and is a predicted model, not a curated record.
AUGUAUUUCGAGCCUGUGGAAGGGCAUACAACCGGUAUCCGAUCAGAUAGACGGAAACGGGUCCUAUUCGUGGUGUUCGAUUACUUUCCGUUCCUCGCACACCGAGGCUUACACAGACCCCAACCGCACUAUUGGCCUACCUUCCUCUCUCGACUGAUACUCAAAAAGUUCACCGUGCGAUCGCUCCCAUUCUCAAACUCAGCGGUGCGGGCGAGUACGUACGUAGGGAAUAUCCUUCGAGAUGUGGAAGAAGUUGAGGUGAAUAAGUAG